AUGGAGUGCGAGGACUCGUCUGUCGCCGUCCCAAACUGUCACUCCCCUUUCUCCCGGCCGGGGCGCGCGCCCACCACCAGCAGAAUCGAGCGGGACGACGAGCCGCCUCGCCCCAGUCUGGGCAUCGCCCUCAACGGCGGAGGCGCCAGGGCGCACGCGGGUUCUUGGGGCUUCAUGCGUGCAAUGCACCAUCUCGGCCUCCUUUCGGAGGCGACUCAUAUCUCUGGCGUGAGCGGCUCGGGCUGGACGGUGGCGCACCUCGCCUACUCCUCCGACCCGCUGGACGAGGUGCUCACAACCUCGCGCCUCCCGACGCCAGCCAGUGCGCUGCCCGACUACAGCAGCAAGGAGGGGCGGGCAGAGCUCGAGAUUAUGCCGUGGGGCCGCCUCGGCGCGUCGACGUGGAUAUCCAUCGGGGACUACACCAAGCUGCGCUCCUGGACGCUGAGUGCCUCGUUCGCGUGGACCUGCUGCUGCGACCCGCAUGAGUUUUGGCUCUGGAUGAUCGACCAGAUCUACCUCAAGCCGAACGGCAUCGCCUCCUCCUCUUCAUACACCAUCUUCUACCCAACGGGGCCGCUGCCAAAUACCGACGGGGCCGCUGCCAAAAAGUACCCGGUGGUCAUGUUUCACCGUGGCUCUAGAGGCUACACCAAGGGGUAUGAUAAGUGGAUGGAGAGCGUUGCGAAGCAAUGCCUGAUCGUCAUUGCGCCCGUCACCGAAAAGACCACCAAUCCUACGUGCAAGCGGGACGACGACCUGCUCAUCGCCGUGCAGUGGGCCAGAGCGCACCCUCAUGCGUUGAAGGCGGUGGCUGACUGGGAUCGUGUCGGUGCAAUGGGGCACUCCGCAGGAGCGCACCACCUGCCGAGAUUUGUUGAAGACGCAAAUAACACCCUCAGUGUCGACAUCAAGGCUACGGUCUUCUCUCACGGCGGCGACGAUUUGCAACACUACCUGUCUGACGAUGUCCUGUCCUAUGUCCCGUCCUUCUUCCUUACCGCGAAUGGCGAUAACAGAACUGAAAAAACAAACAAGCCUUCGCAUUGCACAACGCCGGAAUGCUCGUACGCCUGGUUCAGGGGCAUGAAUGCGACAAACAAAGAAGCCCGUUUUUUGAUGGCCUCCCACCGCAUCGGCGCCCGCGUCGCGGGCCUCUCGCCAGCGCAGCUGUGCGCCAUCAUCGAGGCGCAGGCGGGCGCGAGCGACGCCGCGCUGCGCGUGGCGGAGGAGCACGCCGCACGGCUCGUGGAGCAGCCCGAGUGGGUGCUCUCAGAGGUCCUCCUCUCGCCGGACCUCGCCCCGCACAUCCUCGCCCAGCUGCCGACCAAGGAGCACGCCGUCAAGGGGACGGCGCCAGCCAGAGGCUAG
Messenger RNA from Emiliania huxleyi CCMP1516, 1371 nucleotides. RefSeq lists its product as hypothetical. Lineage: Eukaryota; Haptophyta; Isochrysidales; Noelaerhabdaceae. The record is from RefSeq and is a predicted model, not a curated record. Bases 1 to 1371 code for a protein of 456 amino acids. The transcript has 4 exons. Gene Ontology annotation, biological process: glycerophospholipid catabolic process. Gene Ontology annotation, molecular function: A2-type glycerophospholipase activity. Gene Ontology annotation, cellular component: cytosol.